Messenger RNA from Ostertagia ostertagi, 402 nucleotides. The record is from the annotation of a GenBank genome assembly. Lineage: Eukaryota; Metazoa; Nematoda; Chromadorea; Rhabditida; Trichostrongylidae.
AUGGAUACAAUAUUUGGUCCCGACGAUACCGAGUAUCCUACGGCACAAAUAUAUAUGUCUACAAUGAGAUGGAGCUGUGGGUUGGAGAGGCUGGCUAGAGAAGCUGUGCAAGGCUGCCCUAGUAAAAUACCAGAGAAUCCAUUGUAUGCAAGCAAUGUACUAUUCUUAUCAAACGAACAAAGGAAAUUAUAUGAUGAACUGGAGCUCGAAAGUCCUCUCAAAAUGCGGUUCGACGAUUUUGCUAGCGGACGCUCUAGAUACCAAUGGGGCAACAUGGUAUUGAAAUUUCCAGGGCCCCGAAGGAUUGAGGUCGCUUGCAAAUAUUUAUCGUGCGGUAACACUUUCCGUCGGUUGCUCUCAGCAGACUUGCAACGACAAAGCCACCGCCGUGUGUUUCUUUAG